Messenger RNA from Beta vulgaris subsp. vulgaris (sugar beet), 759 nucleotides. RefSeq lists its product as uncharacterized. The record is from RefSeq and is a predicted model, not a curated record. The transcript has a single exon. The coding region runs from base 1 to 759 and encodes 252 amino acids. NCBI's taxonomy places the organism in Eukaryota, Viridiplantae, Streptophyta, Magnoliopsida, Caryophyllales, Amaranthaceae. Gene Ontology annotation, molecular function: nucleic acid binding; RNA-DNA hybrid ribonuclease activity.
AUGGAUGCUUCCUCUUCCAUGUGUGAAGUCAUUGAAAGAUGGGCUAGGUUGGAGGAGAAGGUGAGAAUUAAAGGAGCCUUUCUGUUGUGGAGUAUGUGGGGUGAACGUAACAACAAGGUGUUUAAUGACAAGACCACACCACACCAAGUGUUGCUGUCACGCGUUGCAAGGUAUGUAGACGAGCAAGGAAAAUAUGCCCAGACCAUUUAUAUGCGCAAGCCAAGCGAGCCUGCUGGUAGCUCGAAGAGGUGGUGUGUUCCACCUGAUGGUUUGUACAAAAUUAACGUGGAUGUAUCGUUAGCAGUAGAGGGCUGGAUUGGGCUUGGAGUCAUUGCCCGAAAUCAUGAAGGAGGUGUUCUGUUUACAACUACUCGGCGGGUCCGGGCGCAUUGGACUCCGGAGAUUGCGGAAGCGAAAGCUAUAGAAUGGGGCGUGCGUUUGGGCCGAAGGUUUGGGCUUCAAGAUAUCAUUCUUGAAUCGGAUUGCCAAUCUGUCAUCAACCGACUUUCGAAGAAUGCCAUCUAUUUGUCUGAUCUAGAUAAUGUUUUGACUAAUAUCCUAGUUUCUUGUGCUAGUUUUUCUUCCUUUCAUUGGUCUCAUGUUAAAAGGGACGGGAAUUUUGUGGUGCAUCAUUUAGCUAAGUUAAUUCCUUUCGGAGUUGAACAGAUCUGGGAGAACCACUAUCCCUCGGAAGUGGCUCCUUAUGUUUUGAUGACAAUUUGUCCCUUGAGUAAUGCCACUUUAUCCGUUUCCCCCUAA